Messenger RNA from Chondrus crispus (carragheen), 216 nucleotides. RefSeq lists its product as hypothetical. Bases 1 to 216 code for a protein of 71 amino acids. The transcript has a single exon. The record is from RefSeq and is a predicted model, not a curated record. Lineage: Eukaryota; Rhodophyta; Florideophyceae; Gigartinales; Gigartinaceae.
AUGAACGAGGAAUUCCCAGUAAGCGCCAGUCAUAAGCUGGCGUUGAUUACGUCCCUGCCCUUUGUACACACCGCCCGUCGCUACUACCGAUUGGAUCGUUCAGUGAAGAGUUCGGAUUGGUGCCGCGGCGGCGGGCAACCGGCGCUGCGGCGUGCCGAGAAGAACGUUGAACUGUACGAUCUAGAGGAAGUAAAAGUCGUAACAAGGUUUCCGUAG